AUGUUAAUGCUGACUAAUAUAUCUGCUUCAAAUGCUGAUACUGCACAUGAGCGCGGCCGACCUGCUGUUAGCGUUGAUCACCAUGGUGCCGACGAUGGCGACCACGCCACUGUGCCUGUGUUCCAUGGCCCUGACUUGCUAUGCAAGCUUAUGAAGUUCUUGCAGAUCGGAGAAAUUCCGCGUAAGACCAAUCUGACGUUGUUUUUCACAAAGCCCUCGUUAUUGCAGGUGAUUCCGAUGUACGCCAGUUCGUUUCUGCUGAUCGCUAUCAGCGCCGAUCGUUUCCGGGCUAUAUGUUGGCCUCUGGUGUCCAUGAAAUCAAAUGCCUACAAACGGCCGGCUCUAUACGCCGGUGCGGCUUGGACGUUGGCGUUGCUCUUCUCCACGCCUCAGUUCGUGUUGCUCACCAAAAGUGAAGGCGACUGUCUCAGAACGUACACCAGUCCUUAUCAGAUCACAGAAGAAAGAAAUAUCUUUAAAAAAAAGAUAAGCUACAAAAAAUGGAAAAAAUUGCGAAAACUGAAAUGUCUAAUAUGGGAAAUUGAAAGACUGUUCUGUUUACACUACGCCUUGUACGUGACGGCGUUCAACACCGUGGUCUGGUUGCCACGAAGCGCCUUAGCGGGCUACCUCUACUUCUGUGUAUGUAGGGCAGAUUGGCGGAGUACUUCGUUCAACAGCAACUUUCACUCGAAAGAGUAA
Angiostrongylus costaricensis is the source of this 702-nucleotide messenger RNA. NCBI's taxonomy places the organism in Eukaryota, Metazoa, Nematoda, Chromadorea, Rhabditida, Metastrongylidae. The record is from the annotation of a GenBank genome assembly.